Molecule: messenger RNA, 1458 nt
Organism: Xenopus laevis (African clawed frog)
Lineage: Eukaryota; Metazoa; Chordata; Amphibia; Anura; Pipidae
Gene: vps72.L
Product: vacuolar protein sorting 72 homolog L homeolog
Cellular component (GO): nucleus
Source: RefSeq, marked provisional
GCCGCGAAAAGAUGAACCUGGCGGACGGUCGCGCGCCGCGAAAAACAGCGGGGAACCGCAUGUCCGGCCUGCUGCAGGCGGAAGAGGAAGAUGAUUUCUACAAGACGACGUACGGCGGGUUCAACGAGGAAUCUGGGGAUGAGGAAUACAACGAGGAUCGCUCCGCGAGUGAGGAUGAAGUCGACUCGGAUUUUGAUAUCGAUGAAGGGGACGAACCGACCAGUGACCACGAGGAGGACGAACCCAAGAAGAAGCGCAGAGUAGUGACAAAAGCUUAUAAGGAGCCGAUUCAACUCCUUAAACCAAAGCCCAAAAAACCAGAGGCUCCGCCCAACACUGCAGCAAAAAGCCGCCCAGAAAAGCCUCAGCCUCAGGAGCCUCCAGAUGACACGGUGGACAGCCGCAAACAAAUGCGCCAGUCCACGACGGAGCACACGCGUCAGACUUUCCUGCGAGUAAAGGAGCGGCAGAUCCAGUCCAAAAAGAAAAAGGGGCCCCACCUGGACCGGCCGCUGACCCAGGAGGAGCUGCUGGAAGAAGCCAAGAUCACAGAGGAGAUCAACAUCCGCUCUCUAGAGAAUUACGAGCGACUGGAAGCUGACAGGAAGAAGCAGGUGCACAAGAAGCGAAGGUGCGCAGGUCCCACUAUCCGCUACCACUCUAUGGUCAUGCCCCUCAUCACUGAGCUCCGCAUGAAGGAAGAGAACGUGGAUGUGGAAGGACUGGAUCAUGAGCAGACGGACCGCACCCACGCCGGGAAAUGUUCCCGCAGUUUUAUCACAUUCAGCGACGACGAAACCUUUGAGCGAUUCUUCCCCCGGAGCAAACGAGGCAAGUUUUCAGUGCGGGACGUUUGCCCCGUCACCCACAAGCCGGCCCUGUACAGAGACCCCAUCACUGACAUCCCCUACUACAACUCCAAAGCCUUCAAAAUCAUCCGGGACGCUUACAAAAAAUACAUCACCACCCACGGACUCCCGAACGCUGCCAUGGCAACCACUAUGGGGCCUUCCGCUGACGCCGCACAACGAAACACGAGGCAGAAAAUCAUCAUCAAGCAGAGUGUGCCCAGCGCUUGAUAUACUGCCCUCUACUGGCCAUUCAACAUCAUUGUUAUAUACAGUGGCCUAUCAGUGAGGUGCCUACCUGUAAAUGGCACCCUAUUUAUCAUGGGAUCAAUCCCUGCCCCCUCCAAUAUCAACACAAACCCUAUAAAAGGACAAGAAAAACAAAACUGAAGCCUCGCUAUUAGUCUGUGUUUCAUUUGCAGGGGAGAUUGAACCCCAAUUGUUUUGUGAGUUAAAUACUCCCGGUACAUUCCCCGGGGAUAGUGUUAUACUGAACUGUGUUGUUUUGUACAUAAAUACAUAUUAUUAGUCCUUUGUUACUGGGAAUUGGGAUCAGUUGUGAAUUUUGUUGUGGCUUUUAUUGCUGAAUUAAAGAAGCGUGUCAAUUUGU